Molecule: messenger RNA, 1409 nt
Organism: Saccostrea echinata
Lineage: Eukaryota; Metazoa; Mollusca; Bivalvia; Ostreida; Ostreidae
Product: testis-specific serine/threonine-protein kinase 1-like
Exons: 1
Coding region: 73-1140 (355 amino acids)
Biological process (GO): microtubule cytoskeleton organization; protein phosphorylation; intracellular signal transduction
Cellular component (GO): cytoplasm
Molecular function (GO): protein serine/threonine kinase activity; ATP binding; tau-protein kinase activity
Source: RefSeq, a predicted model, not a curated record
UUUUCGUCAUCGUUACCAAAAAACAGCAGUGUGAUAUCUUGAACAACUGCUGGAGCCUGUAACAAAGAUUGGAUGCCUCCGAGCAAUAAAAAGCAGAAGUGUGCGAUGGUUGAGAACCCUCCCGAUUCUCAGAAUUUGCAACACGAGCUGGAGAUAAUGCAAGGCGAAGUGGAAGCAGUAGAGGUCCGUCGUUCAACAGACAGAUGCGAAGCCAUAAAAUACCGUCCCACCUACCGGGCUGUCCUCGCUAAGAGGGGCCUCUUAGUAAAACAGACCCUCGGAAGUGGCAGUUACUCAAAAGUAAAGUUUGCAUACUAUCUCACUGGGGAUAGGGAUAGGGCGGCUGUCAAGAUUGUGGACAGGAACAAGGCCCCCAAAGACUUCCAACAGCGGUUUCUGCCAAGGGAAAUCAAAAUUUGGCCACAACUUAAUCACCCAAACAUUGUCAAACUCUUGGAUAUAUUUGAGGACUCUAGGCGUGUAUAUAUGGUGCUAGAGUUUGGAGAAAAUGGCGAUGUCCUUCGAUAUAUUCAGCGUACUGGGGCGAUUAAGGAAGGGAUGGCGAGAAACUGGACUAAGCAAAUCUGCGAGGCCGUUCGGUACCUCCAUGAGCUAAAUAUCACCCAUCGGGAUCUCAAACUAGAAAACCUUCUUUUGGACAGUAACUACAACAUAAAAAUCUGCGAUUUUGGAUUUGUCAAAGAGGAUCCCAACCGGGACCUUAGCAAAACAUACUGUGGUUCCAAAUCUUAUGCUGCUCCAGAGAUUUUAAAAGGGGAACCAUACGAUACUCAAAAAGCGGACAUUUGGGCCAUAGGCGUCAUUUUAUACAUCUUUGUCACCGGAAAAAUGCCAUUUGAUGAGAGUAAAGGAAAUCACGGGGUGCUAGAGGAACACAAAAGGCUCAACUUCCCGUGGCAUAAGAUUAAAAAGAACGUAUCGGAGGAAUGCAGAGCUCUGAUCUUAUGGUGCUUCAAGUACGACUUCUCACAGCGGCCAGACGUUUAUGAUGUUCUCGGAUGUAUUUGGUUCAAAAUGGGGAUAAACCCAGAGACUACAGGCAUGGAGGGACCCAGACCCAUCACGGAAAAAGCGGAAACGUCCAGUAACCCGUCUGAAUGCCCAGAGCAGAAGGUGUGAUUUGAUACACCCUAUACUCAGAGAUGUGCUGCGCAUGCCCAUUUUUAUUUAUGUUGUACAUAUUUCACUUGAACUGUGAUAAGUAUUUUAAAAUUUCUCUACCUCAAUAUACAUAUUUAGAUGCAGUUUUAAUUGAUAAAAAUUUUAUUGUUUGUAGGUAUGUAUAUAUUGUAAAUAUUUUUUCAUUAUGUACUAACUUGUAUUUUAGUGUACUAACAUUUAUUUUGUAAAAUGUACUUUUGUUACGCAUAUUAAAUUGUUGGUAAUAA